AUGAACUAUCUCUUAUUACUGCUCACGGUCGCGGCGACCGCAUUCGCUGCGACUCCGGCCGAUUGGCGCUCCCGAUCCAUCUACUUCUUGCUUACCGACCGUUUUGCUCGUACGGACAAUUCCACCACUGCUACUUGUGAUACAAGCAUCGGGAGAUACUGCGGUGGAACAUGGCGCGGCAUCAUCAACCAGCUCGACUAUAUUCAAGGCAUGGGAUUUUCAGCCAUCUGGAUCACUCCAGUAACGGCGCAAGUCCCUCAAGACACCCCUUACGGCCAGGCUUACCAUGGAUACUGGCAACAAGACGCAUACUCCCUCAAUUCCCAUUAUGGAACUGCAGAUGAUCUCAAGGCUUUGGCCUCGGCUCUUCACGCGCGUGGCAUGUACCUCAUGGUUGAUGUCGUUGCCAACCACAUGGGUUACGACGGAGCAGGUGACUCCCUUGACUAUAGUGUAUUCAAACCCUUCAACAAGAAAGAAUACUUCCAUCCCUACUGUGCCAUCACCAACUACGACAACCAAACCAACGUCCAGAACUGCUGGCUGGGCGAUAACAAGGUCUCGCUCCCUGAUCUGGACACAACCCGCAGUGACGUACAGACGAUGUGGUAUGACUGGGUCAAGUCGCUUGUCUCCAACUACUCCAUCGAUGGCCUUCGCAUUGACACAGUCAAGCACGUCCAGAAAGAUUUCUGGCCGGGCUAUAACAAAGCCGCUGGUGUAUAUUGUAUUGGCGAGGUCCUCGACGGAGAUGCAUCAUACACCUGUCCGUAUCAGAAUUAUCUCGACGGUGUCCUGAAUUAUCCCAUGUAUUAUCCUCUCCUUAGAGCAUUCAAGUCAACAGGCGGUAGCGUCAGCGAUUUAUAUAACAUGAUCAACACCGUCAAAGACAAUUGUCCAGACUCCACCUUGCUGGGAACAUUUAUUGAAAACCACGAUAACCCACGCUUUGCCUCCUACACAAAGGACAUAUCCUUAGCCAAAAAUGUGGCCACAUUCUCCAUCCUCGCAGACGGGAUCCCCAUCAUCUACGCGGGUCAGGAGCAGCACUACAGCGGCGGCAACGACCCGCUCAACCGCGAAGCCACCUGGCUGUCCGGCUACAACACCACCAGCCCCCUCUACACCUCGAUAGCGACGGCCAAUAAGAUUCGCAGCCACGCGAUCAGCCAAGAUGCGAAGUACUUAACUUACAAGAACUACCCAAUCUACAGCGACACCACCACGUUGACCAUGCGAAAAGGGUUCGAUGGCACCCAGAUCAUCACGGUGCUCUCCAACCUAGGCAGCGGGGGCAGAACGUACACCCUCUCGUUGACGGGGACGGGAUUCACAGCCGGCACCAAGGUCACCGAGGUGUUCACCUGCACCACCCUGACCGUCGACGCGGAUGGGUCGGUCCCCGUGCCGAUGGCAAGUGGGUUACCGAGGGUGUUGUUCCCAACGGGAAAACUGAGCGGGAGCUCGAUCUGUACCUAGUUCUUACGAAGGGUUGCUCUUCGCAUGUCUAGAUGUUCCUUGUAUUUUUUUUCUCGGUUGCCGCUUACUAAGAGGUUGAGGUUGAAGGGUUGAAGACGGCGGAAAACAUGACCCAAUCCAAGGUUCUUGGGUUCCCUAGAAGACACAAUAAAAUUAGUUCCCCAGGGGCGAGAGGGGAGGAAAGUUGACACUAAGCUAGACUGCUGCUCAAAGUCGAAUAGAAGCACAAACUCUACAAAGAAAAAAACA
Messenger RNA from Aspergillus aculeatus ATCC 16872, 1728 nucleotides. Its product is annotated as alpha-amylase. The record is from RefSeq and is a predicted model, not a curated record. Gene Ontology annotation, biological process: carbohydrate catabolic process. Gene Ontology annotation, molecular function: alpha-amylase activity; calcium ion binding. Bases 1 to 1479 code for a protein of 492 amino acids. Lineage: Eukaryota; Fungi; Ascomycota; Eurotiomycetes; Eurotiales; Aspergillaceae. The transcript has 9 exons.